AAAAUCACAGUUCAACUUUCUCCAGCAAAGAGAUCGCUUGUCAAGAACAAUGUCAGCCCAAUUCCAGCAACAGGUCCUCGACGAGCACAACCGGCUCCGAGCGAUCCACGCGGCCCCUCCGCUGAAACUCAACCAGGCCAUGUGCGCCUACGCCCAGGAAUGGGCCGAAGACAUUGCCCGCCGGAAGACGCUGCAACACCGGACGGACAAAAAGUACGGCGAAAACAUCUACGCCAUCUUUGGCCGGAAAGAGGUUUCCGGCGGGGACGCGGUGGCCAGUUGGUAUGCUGAAAUUAAGGACUACACAUUCGGCGAGAAGGAUCCGGGUGGGAACUUUGGCAGGGUGGGCCACUUUACGCAGGUUGUGUGGAAGAAUUGCAAGGAGCUGGGCGUCGGAAUGGCCACCAACGGGGACAGCGUGUUUGUGGUGUGUAAUUACGAUCCGCCGGGGAAUUAUAAGAAUCAGUAUGCGGAUAAUGUGAGGGCGGCCAAGUGAGGAAAGAAGUGAGGUCUUUGUGUGACAACUUUUGCAAUUUUAUUUAAUUUAUAGACAAAAAAUCCAGCAGAGUGAUAAAAAUUACGAUUUUAUGAAUUAAAAUUAUUUCUCCCAACUAAAGGAAGCAAACAAUAUUAAAAACAAAACAAUUUUCCAAUGGAAAUUUACCUGUAAUAAACGUAAAUCGGGUAGCCGAGUAGACUUUUCUUAUGAAUUACAUCUUUUUUUUUAACCGGAAUGACUUUGAUAACCACUGUGUUUCGUGAAAAAUGUCAGCUUGAAAGUGUGCAAAUUGUGUUGAUUAUAUUAAAUAUACUCAAAGUAAAGUUAUUUUUAUGGUUUCCUUUCAAACAAUAAUUAAAUGACUAAGUCCGUUAACUUCCUAUUA
Molecule: messenger RNA, 884 nt
Organism: Culex quinquefasciatus (southern house mosquito)
Lineage: Eukaryota; Metazoa; Arthropoda; Insecta; Diptera; Culicidae
Product: Golgi-associated plant pathogenesis-related protein 1
Exons: 2
Coding region: 50-496 (148 amino acids)
Cellular component (GO): extracellular region
Source: RefSeq, a predicted model, not a curated record